Messenger RNA from Passer montanus (Eurasian tree sparrow), 1586 nucleotides. RefSeq names its product C-type lectin domain family 2 member B-like. The record is from RefSeq and is a predicted model, not a curated record. Lineage: Eukaryota; Metazoa; Chordata; Aves; Passeriformes; Passeridae. The transcript is spliced from 7 exons. Bases 207 to 884 code for a protein of 225 amino acids.
GUGCCCUGACGUCAUGGAACAGAGUGAUCUCCAGCAGUGUUUCCUCCAACUGCACACUAAAAAAAGCAUUUUUAGACAAUCCAUCUCCCUAGCUGAGAAAAAAUUCCGGAAAUGCUGGAAAAGAAGGUUGUGCCUCAGCAUUGGGCUUGUUCUCACAGAGCAGACACAGGUGAAGCAAGAGCACAUAUAGAGGUGGAACCCCAAAAAUGGAGGAAAUGAGAGUUUAUUCUGGAUUUUUGGGCAUGGAAAGGAACAAGCGGGCAGGUCACAGCAUGGAGAUGAAGCCUGAGGCACGUGUCACCUGCCAGGUGAUGCUGGCAGUGCUUUUCACAGCUCUGUUCAUCACAGCCAUCGCUUUUGCAGGUGAAUGUCGAAGUUUUAGUCUCACAGUGCAAGCUUUUCAGCCUCAUGCCCAGCCCUGCUUUCAGUGCCCCUUUGACUGGAUCAGGUACAGAGGAAAAUGCUACUAUUUUUCUGAGGUUGAGGGGAACUGGACAUCCAGCCAGGACAACUGCUCAGCACUUGGUGCUUCCUUGGCCAUACUGGACAGCGUGGAGGACUUGAGUUUUGUGAUGAGAUACAAAGGCAUCUCAGAGCAUUGGAUUGGCCUUUUCCGGGAGCAUGAGCAGCAGCCAUGGCAAUGGGUGAACCACUCAGCUCUAUCUCACCUGUUUUGGAUCCGUGGUGGUGGGCUCUGUGCAUACCUGGAUGACAGUGGGCUCAGCUCCUCCCACUGCAGCACUGAGAGGAGCUGGAUUUGUAAUAAACAUGAGCUGCAGAGCUCAGGCAGAGGCAACAGGAUGAGACGGCCUCCAAACCUCUGUGUCAGCUCCUUGAGUGCUGCAGGGAGGCCUUCUCACUCCCAGAUAUCUGGUGCACCAUAGAGACAUGAAAGAAAAUCUCAAAAAGAUUUUAAAAUCCCUGGGUAAGGGGUUAUUGGGGUUUCCAGGGGCCAACAAGAUGUUUCUGGGACAAGGCAGCCUUUAGGGAUCCACAUGAGAUAGUUCUUGAGAAUCCAGGGGGGUGGGGGGUGGAGGGGCAGGGCAGCUCUGGGGCUCUUUUUGGGGUUGGGGCAACUUGGUGAUGGCCCAAAUGCAGAUGCCUUCUACUUAAAUAAAAUAAAAGAAAUUUAUUCUAUCCUGAACAUAUUUACAUGAUAAGUACUUGGAAAUGCAUCUCAAGCAUGGGGAACAGCAGAGGAAAAGAGUGGGGGCAGUGGAUGUAAGCACAUCCUUGUGAUAACUAAAUCAGUUUUAAUAUGAGGAAUAGCUGCUGGUAUUAAUACAAAGUCUGGAAAAAUCAAGAUUUUUAAUUUGUGCUGGAAGUCCAGCCAGUCAUAAGCACUGAGGUCAGCAAAAGGAACCUCCAGAGGAAGCUGUAUUUGGGAGAAAAAAAAAGUUUUUAGCUCAAAACAAGCUCAGGGAAGUCAAGCUCCUAACAAGCUUUGCAUAAUUUAACAACUUGAGAUGAGCCAUGCUGAGCAUAGACCCAAAAUCCCCUGGGCAUAACCCAAAACAGAGACAUCUAAGAUGAAGGAAGGACCAUGAACUGAGUUAGAAAUUACUCCAAGACUUGGAAAAUAAGAG